AUGUGGCCUGUAAUGCUCAUUCUGUUCCUCUUAUCUCUGAGGCUGAGGGCCAUUGAUACAGCCCCAGAAACGGGGAUCCAUUGCUCCACCAACCAAGUGGCCUUUGAUCACUCAUGCUAUGAGUUUGUGGGACAUAAGCGCCCUUUUGCUAGUGCCCAGAAGUGGUGCGAGAAGCAGGGGGGGCAUCUUAUCUUCAUCAACAGUCCAGAAACCCAGCAGUUCCUGCAAAGAAACAUCCCUGAAGAAAGGGAGUGGUGGAUAGGACUUACCUAUGCACGGAAUGAAACUGCAGAAGGGUGGAUGGUUUGGUUGGACACGUCCAACAUAAGCUACAGCCACUGGCAUGAGAACCAGCCUCCUCCCUUCUCAGCCAGGUGUGGCUACAUUAUGAAGAAUUCCCACUAUGAGUGGGCUGCAAUGGAAAACUGCUCUCAGGAGUUUGCCUUCAUUUGUGAAUUUGGGUUUGGCCAGAGCCUCGCCUGUGAAGGAUCCAAUGCUACCAUGCACUGUGGCUCAGGAGAAGUCAUUCAGAUUGAUGACAGCUUUUAUGGACGACAGACUCCUUAUUACUGCACUGUGGAUGCAACUAUGCCUUCAGAGCUAGAAGAGGGCUGUGGUGUGAUCAGCGUCCGAGAUGAAAUAGCAGGACAGUGCCACGGGCUGCAGGCAUGCCAGGUAGCAGCAGAUAGGGCAUUCUUCGGAGAUAUGUGCCCUUCUCUUGGCAGUUACCUUUGGAUCCAAUACCACUGUGUAGAAGGUCUGCAAGUGAUUGUGCCUGACACAUGUUUCAUUUCUGACAAUAUCACCAUCUCCCUGACAUGGCUGCUCUCCCCCUAUACCGGAAACCUAUCCUGCGUUAUCAGCCCCGGGGAUGGAACAGCUAUUGAUCCGUAUUACCCCCCAAGCAAUGUGACUCAUCGGUUUACAUCUCCUGGAGAGUUUACUAUUUUCGUGGAGUGUACAGCCAGUGAGUGGCACGUGAGUGCCCAGAGGCAAGUGACUGUGCAGGACAAGAUGGAGAAACUCAGUGUGACUGGAUGUUAUAAUCAAUGGGAGUCGGAAAUCAGCUCCCACUGCAGAACCCUCUAUGGAGCUGCUUUAUGGAUACAAGUUGAACUUGAUGGAGGAACUGGAAUAACUUAUACAAUAUUGUCAGAUAACAUCACUCUGACAGAAUCCUCCAUCCAGAAAGGCGUUAUCCCACAUAACCUGACUCUGGUCAGUGCAGGACAGCCAUUGCUUCAGCCAGGAGUUCACCAUCUGAAAAUUCAAGCAGUCAGCAACACCACCACCUCCAAACUUUCCAGAGACCUCAUUGUUCAUAUCGUUGAGCCAUUAUCUGGUCUCCAGGCUUUUUGGAUUUCUGACCACUUGGAGCUGGGACAAGACCUUCUCAUUAAUGUAUCUAUGGCCCAGGGGUCCCCUGAGGAACUGUUAUUUGAGGUAACAGGAGCCACUGGAAAUUUCUCCUAUGUGAGAGAGUAUUUAGGCAAAGAAUCCAGGAUUUACAGCAUCCCCAUUCCGGCAAAAGGAACUUUUUUGGUCACAGUGCUUGCUCAAAACAUCUUCUCAAACCUGAGCUCAAUAAUUGGGAGAGUCAGUGUAUCUGCUAAGGAGUCAGUCCAUGAAGCAAUUCCUGCUAACCAAGAGCCAAUCAAGAUAAACUUCCAGAAGGAAAAUAAGGACAAAGGGAAAAACCAACUGUAUAUUAAGCCAAGUCGCUAUGUGGACCCUUUCACCACGGUGACUCUGGGCUGGCCAGAUUACAACAAGAGUCUGAACUUUGUGUGGUCAUGUGGGCGCUGCUGGCCUCAGUGGAAGGAGUGUGUCCAGCAGCAGCUGCUCGUCACCGGCCAACGGGAGAUGCUGAUAGAGCCUGCCUGCCUGCCUCCUCCCAACUCGGCCAUCACCCUCGGCAUCCUGGUCCAUGGCGCGCAGGGAGAACAGUGGAAGGAUGAGCAGUGCCUGUAUGUGACAGCGGAACAGAAGCUGCAUCCUCAGAUCAGUUGUGAAAAGAACUGCAAGCCAGUGAAUGUGAGUGAAGAAGUCAUGUUGAGAGCCACUUGUGAUGAUCAAGAGUCUGUGACAUACAGUUGGUAUUUAGAUACCUCCUUCCAGGAGGUGAACCUCCUUCCUGAUGUCUGUGGUCUCAGUGGAUUUAGGCCAAGUUCCUUAAAGUUGCUGCAAAGAAACACCUCCAUCUUGCUGUUGAGCAGCUACUUCCUGUCUGAACUCAGGGCCUCAGCCCCUGGUGCAAUUCGAAUUAAAGUCACAGCAAUGACUGAGUGGGCUUAUGGAGAACAGACCUACAUCAUCAGCACUCUUUAUCCUCCUGAGGUUCCAGCUUGUUCUGUCAUUCCAGAGCAGGGGACUAUUCUGACAAGCUUUGAGAUCUCCUGCAACACAUCUGCAGAGCCUGGCUUACUCAUCUAUUGUUUCUGCCUGAAACGAGAUUCAUGCUUCUAUUGUGGUCAUGAGCCAGAACUUCCAUCACUUUAUCUACCACUUGGAAAGGAAGAAAAUAACUUUGUUUUGAAGAUUCUCAUUUCUGUUGCUAAUAAGGCUGGAGACACAGUACAUACCCAUGUAGCAGUCAAGGUAGAACAAGAAGACAUAAUCAAGGAAAACCGGACACUCCUUGCUCUAAUGUCAGAGAAGAUAAACAACACGCCAAUAGGAAAGACCAGCAGCGUGGACUUAUCCAGUUGUCUAACCUUGGAGAUCAGAGAGCUCAUGUUGAGGACCCUGGCUUCUAUUCCUGCUGAUGACAUACAGCUGGCUCUGGGAAUGGCAGAGGCACUGAAAGAUGUCACCUUUCACCAUGAAGAGCUCUCCCCAUUAGCCCAGGUCAGCAGCACCCCAACACUCACCCUGGCCUCUGUUCUAUGUGCAUGUAAAGCCCUUCAGUCUCCUUGGGUUAGGAGAAGCAGCAUAGCCUGCCAGCCUUACUGGGAAGACCCUGAUGAGUGCCAAUCACCUAUGCUUGAGUGGAGGCUGAUGGCCAGCCAUGUGCUUCAGAAUGUCAGCAAGUUUCUGGCGAUGGGGAUGUCUAGUCCUGAGGACAGCACCGUCAGACAGAAGCAUCAGAUGACAGCCACACACCUGUUUCAUGCAGUGGGAAAUGUGCUUGAAGCAUCGAGGAGCCAGGAGCCUGAAAUGCCACUGGGCUCUGGUACCAGCCAGGUCAUUGUUACUGAAAAAGAACGGCAAAAGGUGGUUGUGCAUCUGCUCAAUGCCCUGGAGAAUCUACAGAGUGCCCUCCUGCUGGGAAGGCCUCCUAGAGACCAUCCCAUCAUGCUGAGUAUUCCCACCAUGGCCAUGUAUGUCAACAGGGUGCAGCCACAAGGCCUGGAUGGUGCUUCCUUUCAUCUCAACACAAGCAAUUCAGCUGUCUUCACUCUGCCCCGCAUCGCCUCCCUGAGCUACUUGGGGGAUGAUGACGAUGAACCUGUGGACAUAAGGAUGGUGAGUUUUCCUAAGAAUCCUUUCCCUGCAAGUGACAAUUUUGAUAUUCAAGGGAGUGUUGGAGGUCUUCAUCUGACCAGUCCUGGGGGUCAACUCAUCCCAGUGAAAGAUCUGAAAGACAAUAUUGAGAUAGUUUUGCCUCGAUUUACAAAGUUAAAGGACACACAGACUAUACUGAACUUGACAACUUCUGCCACUUUGCAAGUGAACAUGACCUUUGGAAAUGCUUCUUUGGUGAUCCAUCUUGAGUGGGACUUUGAUCUUCCCCUCAUACUGUACAUGGGCUAUGGCUAUCAUCCUAAUGAGACCAACUAUGAUGUCAAAACUCAUCUUUAUCCGAAGACUGAUCAUACAGGUAAGCUGGCCACGUGGAUUUUAAGUGCUGAAGAGCUGUCUUUUGGAGAAGGAACCUAUUAUGUGAAAGUAAUUCCUGGACCCAUUUUGGAACCAGCCUCCCACCAUGAUGUCACUGUUAGCAUUGCGUUCUUCAUUUCCCAGUGUGUAUUCUGGGAUGAGCUCCAGGAGGAUUGGAGAGGUGAUGGGUGCCAGGUGGGUUCCCAGACUUCCCUUUAUAGCACCCACUGCCUCUGCAACCAUCUCACCUUCUUUGGAAGCACUUUCUUUGUGAUGCCCAACAUUGUGGAUGUGAGCCAAACGGCCGAGCUCUUUGACACCUUCGUGGACAAUCCUGUGGUUGUGACCACAGUGGGCUGCCUCUGUGUGCUGUAUGUGAUGGUAGCACUCUGGGCAAGGAGGAAAGACAUUCAGGACAAUGCUAAGGUGAAGAUCACAGUGCUAGAGGACAACGAUCCCUUUGCCCGGUACCAUUACCUGGUGACAGUCUUUACUGGCCAUCGACGGGGAGCAGCUACCACCUCCAAGGUGACAGUCAUUCUUUAUGGACUGGAAGGAGAAAGUGAGCCUCACCAUCUAUCAGACCCAGAUACCCCAAUCUUUGAGCGAGGUGGGGUGGAUGUCUUCUUGUUGGCUACUCUCUUUCCACUUGGGGAACUGCAGAGCAUCCGACUAUGGCAUGACAACUCUGGAGACAGGCCAUCCUGGUAUGUCAACCGUGUAUCAGUCUAUGAUUUGACAUUGGAUCAGAAAUGGUAUUUCCUUUGUAAUUCUUGGUUGUCCAUUGAUGUCGGUGACUGUGUCCUAGACAGGAGGUUCCCAGUGGCUACAGAACAAGAUAUGAAACAAUUCAGCCACCUGUUUUACAUGAAGUCUUCUAAGGGUUUCCAGGAUGGACAUAUUUGGUAUUCAAUUUUCAGCCGCUCUCCUCGAAGCUCAUUUACAAGAGUUCAAAGGGUGUCCUGUUGCUUUUCUUUGCUCCUCUGCACUAUGCUGACCAACAUCAUGUUCUGGGGGAUCCCCAAAGAUCCAGCUGAGCAGAAAAUGGAUUUGGGUAAAAUUGAAUUCACUUGGCAGGAAGUGAUGAUUGGUUUGGAAAGCUCCCUCCUUAUGUUCCCCAUCAACCUACUUAUUGUUCAGAUCUUCCGGAACUCACGACCUUGGACACCCAAAGAGGAGAAAACUGGGAAAGGUCCUAUGUCUCCCCAGCCUCCUCCCUCCCCUGAGGCUUCACAGGAAACCUUCCUCACCUCUGAAACUGUAACAAAGGAUAUUUGGAGAAUUGUCAACUCCUUGCUUAAAACUCUGAAGAUUUCAUCACCUGCUUUUGGCUCAGAUCUGGGGAAAUCAAUGGAUAUCAAUAAACUAUUGGCUUUAAUGGAAGAAAUCAUUUGCCCACAGAACAAAGCUGGGCAGGAUUUUAAUGAGGAGGGCAGGAGGAAAAAGGAUGUUUCCAUCUUCACUUUUGGGACUGUCAACUUAAAAGAGCAAACUAGAAUUCCCAGAAUCAAGAAGGAGAUGAAGAGUUGGCUCCAGAACAGUAGCUACAGUCAUUAUCUCUUUAUGCAUCUUCAACAUGUACAGAAAGAACUCGAACUUCUGGGGCCUCAUGAUUUCCAGGAUCCUAAGAGUCAUGCACAGGCAAUGGUGCAGGUCCAAACCCUGAAAAGCCUUCUGGGAAACCAGGAUAGUUCCCAAGAACCAGCCAGCACGAGAGUCCAGUCCACAGUCUCUGCUAGCCCAAGUUUACCCUGGUGGUUUGUCCUUAUUGGCUGGCUGCUUGUUGUGAGCACCAGUAGUGUUGCAGCCUUCUUCACCAUGCUGUAUGGGCUGCACUAUGGGAAAGACAACUCCAUCAAAUGGCUUCUUUCCAUGGCAGUCUCAUUUGUGGAAAGCGUUUUUAUUACCCAGCCCCUGAAGGUACUGGGAUUUGCUGCCUUUUUUGCCCUGGUCUUGAAAAAAGUCGAUCAAGAGGAAGACUAUAUAGCACCUAUAGCUGAACAUCUAUGUGGCCCAGAUUCAGAUGUUUUCUUCCGAGCCCGUAGGGACAGUCAAAGAGGCAUCUACCAACCACCUCUUGAUGCUGAUGUCAAAAAGAUGAAGAAAAAUCGCCUCAAAGAGCAGAAAGCUUUUGCCUUAAUUCGAGAAAUAUUAGCUUACAUAGGGUUCCUAUGGAUGCUUUUGCUGAUUGCUUAUGGACAAAGGGAUCCCAAUGCCUACUACCUCAACAGGCACCUAGAGAAUAGUUUCUCUACAGGGCUACAGGGGGUGCUCAGUUUCCAAGAAUUUUUUGUAUGGGCCAAAACCACAUUAAUACGCAACUUGUACAGUUCAUAUCCAGGCUUUAUUACCGAUGGAAACUCAAAACUGAUUGGCAGUGCCCAGAUCCGCCAAGUCAGAGUCCGCAAUGACUCUUGUCCUGUCACUCAGGAGCUGUGGGCUUCUCUUCAGGAGUGUCAUGCACCAUAUUCCCUGGAGGCUGAAGAUAUGUCUGACUAUGGUGAAGGUUGGAAUAGCUCUGCUUGCAAUGAAAAUUCCUCCCUGUCCCAGGCCUGGCAGUAUCAAAGUCAGACACAGCUACGAGGCCAUCCCAUCUGGGGCAAACUUACAGUCUAUCGGGGAGGAGGCUACGCAGUACAUUUGGGAACAGAUCCAAAGAACGCGUCAAGGAUUUUGCAGUACCUCUUCAACAACACCUGGCUGGACACCUUCACUAGAGCAGUGUUUGUGGAGUUUACUGUCUAUAAUGCUAAUGUGAAUCUUUUCUGUAUCAUAACUCUGACUUUUGAAACAAACUCUAUAGGGGCCUUCCUUCCACAAGCAGAACUGCAAAGUAUCCGACUUUAUCCCCUCACCAAUGGUCUACAUAUCUUUGUUGUAGCAGCUGAAGCUAUCUACUUCCUCUUUCUAGCCUACUAUAUGGGCAUUCAGGGUCGGUUCAUGAAGACUCAGAAAUGGAGCUAUUUCCGAAGCAAAUGGAACCUGCUAGAAUUAGCCAUCAUCCUUAUCAGCUGGAGUGCUUUAUCAGUAUUUGUGAAGAGAACCAUCCUGGGAGUCCGAGAUGUCAAGUACUACUUGACCCACAAGAACAAGGCUGUCAGCUUUGGAGAAACAGCUAGUGCAGAUGCAGUUCUGGGUUACUUGAUUGCAAUACUGGUACUCCUGUCUACUGUGAAAUUGUGGCAUCUGCUCAGGUUGAACCCCAAGCUAAAUGUGCUCACCUCUACCUUGCGCAGAGCAUGGGGAGACAUCUCUGGAUUCAUCAUUGUCAUUACUAUCAUGUUCCUAGCCUACUCUAUAGCUACAAACUUGAUAUUUGGCUGGAAACUUCAUUCCUACAAAACCCUUUUUGAUGCAGCAGAAACAAUGGUCAGCCUGCAACUAGGGAUCUUCAACUAUGAAGAGGUCUUGGAUUCUAACCCUGUGUUGGGUUCUUUCUUGAUCGGUUCCUGCAUCAUCUUUAUGACAUUUGUGGUGCUAAACCUGUUCAUUUCAGUCAUCCUUGUUGCCUUUAGUGAGGAACAAAAAUAUCACCAGCCUUUGGAGGAAGAAGAGAUUGUUGAUUUGCUCUUGAUGAAAAUCUUCAGUUUCCUUGGCUUUAAAUGCAAGAAGAGUGAGGAUGUCAUGACUUCUGGUACAAGGCAACCUUGGACUGCCCAGGAAGAUGACAGGAUUUAAAUUCCUCGCUGUUGUUCUUCUAGGGAGUGAAGUAGGCAGCUUUGGGCUUAUGUAGGAAAUAAUUUACUCUUUAUGAAAUCUUAUGUAUUCAGUUAGAGUAAUAACAUGAUAUAAUAGAAACAAUACUUUCUCACUGUGAGUCAAAAAGACCUACGUAGAUUGUGAAUUUCUUGAGAGCAGAAAUGUCUUUAUAGCCUCAGAAAAGAAGCUUCACAUAUAGUAGGUACUUGGUAAUGCUUGCUGACUGAACUCUGCCUCUGUCAUUUACUAGCUAUGUAACCCUAGGCAAAUCACUUAGCCUUUCUAACCCUUAGUUUUCUCUUCUGAAAAAUGGGGAUGAUAAUAUCCAUAGCAUUCAUGUUACAGACUUGUUGUAAGAGUCAUAAUAUAAUAUAUAUGAAAUGUUUUGCAAAUCUUAAAACAUAUAAAUGUCAGUUCUUAUUUCCUGUUUUCUACCAUAAAAACCCAGAAAGAAAGAAUAAUUAUUGCCAUUGAAAAGUUCUGUUUCUCUCUCUCUCUCUUUUUUUCCCCCUGUGCUGGUUGUAUUUUUUCCCUAUUUUCUAUAACUUUAUAAUGAAAUAAUUAAUUAAAAAUGUCUGUAGUCAAAAACAUCUCCUUACAGAAAAAUUGUUUAUCAUCAAUUAAAUCUUUCUGGUCAUUGUCUUUUAAACAUGUAGCUUCCUAUAAAGCCUAUCUCAGGCUCAACUUCUCCUGGGUUUUUCUUGAAAUUCCCCAAUUGUUAACAUAUUAAUUUUUUGUAUUAAUUGAUAUUUAAUUGUAUUUAUAUGUUGUAUCCUAACCUGCUGAAUAGAGCCUCCUUGAGGGCAACUGGGGGGUGGGGGUGGGUGCGGAGGGAGGGAGGGGAGAGGAA
This is a messenger RNA of Antechinus flavipes (yellow-footed antechinus), 8368 nucleotides long. It is a transcript of the gene PKD1L2, whose product is annotated as polycystin 1 like 2. Gene Ontology annotation, biological process: detection of mechanical stimulus. Lineage: Eukaryota; Metazoa; Chordata; Mammalia; Dasyuromorphia; Dasyuridae. The record is from RefSeq and is a predicted model, not a curated record. The coding region runs from base 1 to 7497 and encodes 2498 amino acids. Gene Ontology annotation, cellular component: membrane. The transcript is spliced from 45 exons. Gene Ontology annotation, molecular function: carbohydrate binding; calcium channel activity; protein binding.